CAUUUCCGCGUUGACUGAUCACCCUCCUCUUUCCCACCCUUCCCUUCCCCAUCGGUUUGAAUCCAAUUCACACUCCAAACCAUUUCCGUCCCCCUCCUGCUUCUACUUCUUCUCACUUCCUUUGAAAUUUUCCAUGGAGCAUCACCGCCGCCACCUCGACCGACGCCUAAAUCCUUAUCGAUCAGUAGCAGCACCACAGGACCACCCUGCAGACGACAGCGGUGGUGUCGGUGUCGACCAGCGGUUCUCUCAGUGGAGCCACGAGGAGACGAGGGAGUUGCUCUCCGCCCGAGCUCAGCUCGACAAGAGUUUCUCCGAGACGAAGCGCAACAAGCCGCUGUGGGAGGCCACCUCCUCUUUGCUCCUCCUCAAGGGCUUCUCCCGCACCCCCGACCAGUGCAAGUCCAAGUGGAAGAACCUCGUCGCUCGCUUCAAGGGGAGCGAGUCGUUGAUGGAAGGCGAGAAGCAACAGUUCCCUUUCUACGAGGAGAUGAGGAGGAUACUCUCCGACCGGGCGGCGACGCAGUCGGAGAAGGGGAAGCGGCCGGUGCAAGUGAAGGAGUUGGAAGAGGAGGAGAGCGGGAAGGCGGGGAAGAAGAAGCGGAAGCUUGAUGAUAAAGUCGUCGUAGGGAGGAAGUCGAUGGCGAUCAACGCUCCUGCCAUGCGGGAGUUCAUGCGGCGGCUGAUGGAGACAGAGGCGCGGUGGCUGGAGGCGGCCGAGUCGCGGGAGUCGGCUCGGCAGGCCGAGGAGGAGGAGUGGCGGCGGUUGAUGCAGGCACUGUGGGCCGAGCGAGCAGAGAUGGAGCGUCGGUGGCAGGCGAGCGAGGAGGAGCGCCGAACCAGAGAGGAGGUACGAGCUGAGCGCCGCCACCAGCUCAUACUGGCGCUCCUCGACAAGCUCAUCGCUCAAAAAAGAUUACCUAAAGAUCCCCACCAAUGAAUUAAACUUCUCACCACACACGCCCCCUCGGUCCAUCCUCCGCACUCUGCAGUGCCUACUUCCUCUGUCUUCUAGGAAGCUCAAUGAAAAGUAAUCCCAGAUCCUAAUCUCUUUAUUCUUUUAAAAUUUGGUUGGAAUUAAUGGCUAAGUCUUGAUGACCUGGAGUCGACGGCUACCCCGCCAAGCAAUGACACCACAGGUUGCUUGUAAAGAGGAGAGCUUUAGCCAUGAGACUACAGUCGGGCCUGCUGAUGGAAUUGGAUUGAGGGAGGCACCCUCCGCAAUGUGCCCAUAGAGAGUAGUCGCAAUUUGCCUAUCCUGAACUAAUAUCAUAGCUCUGCCUUGGCCCAAUGCGAGGUCGUCUCGUGCGGUCCGAGGUCGCCUUGGACGACUGUGGUUACUUGCAUGGAAUUGUAUUUUUUUUUUCUUCCUUAAUCUUUCUUUUUUAUUUUUCUUUCUGAAGAUUUUUUUUUCUUGCCUUUCUCUAGGAUUUUUUUUUUUUUACUUUGAAUUUCUUUUCUUCUCCAUUCCAGAGUAAAGUUGAAUAAUUGCUUGGAGCCUUGAGACUCUCUCUCUA
Messenger RNA from Zingiber officinale, 1517 nucleotides. RefSeq names its product trihelix transcription factor GT-3b-like. The coding region runs from base 134 to 940 and encodes 268 amino acids. The record is from RefSeq and is a predicted model, not a curated record. The transcript has 2 exons. Lineage: Eukaryota; Viridiplantae; Streptophyta; Magnoliopsida; Zingiberales; Zingiberaceae.